Messenger RNA from Ciona intestinalis (vase tunicate), 2756 nucleotides. The record is from RefSeq and is a predicted model, not a curated record. NCBI's taxonomy places the organism in Eukaryota, Metazoa, Chordata, Ascidiacea, Phlebobranchia, Cionidae.
UGUUUGUUUGUCUAGUCAGUCAUCUAGAUAAUAACCUUUAUUUACCGUCGAUUGAGCAGUUUCAUAACCUUUUACGGCAAAUAGUCUGUUUGUUUAAAUUCCCCGCAACUGUUAAAAACUCAUCUCUCAAAAUUGCGUUGUUAGAUAUUACGGGGCCACGCCUGUUUGCGCGAACCGUCGGUACACAGCAUUAAUUUUGUUUCAAUAUUAAUAUCUUAAAGUUUAUGUAGCUAAGUUGGAUAGAUUGAGUAGGCCAGGCCCAAUAAAUAUGAUGUUAUCUAAAUCAUCCAGGAUUCUGAUAUUCUUUCUCUUUUGUUUGACACAGCCAAUUAAUGGUGCGAACGACACCAUUUCAGCAACGAAUGUGACGACAGAAAACGUUUAUGAUGAUCCUUGUAGUGGUUCUUGGUCAAGUUGGUCGCAAUGUUUUCCCGGCUCGACGUCGGACAGCACGCAAUGGAGGGAUCGAAUGUUCAAUAUGACACCCUCACAACCCGAGGCACCCCCCUGUUAUUUGCCCUACACAGUCAAUAUGGUUCAAGUAGAACCUUGUUCGUCUUCAGCCGACUCUCCAGUCGUUGAUUUAGCUUCGACAGAUUGCGGAGUGGGAUAUUUUAAAUGUGGAAACCAACGAUGUAUCCAGGAAAACUUUGUAUGCAACGGAGACGACGACUGUGGAGAUGCCAGCGAUGAGUUUCCAUCUCAAAAAGCGAAGGACGCAGGAUGCACAGAGAACCUAAAACUGGUAUGUGGGUACACAAUCGACCCAGGACAAAGUUCGAAAGUUCCUCUUGGUGAGCGUUACCUUACUGGGAUAUCAGGAAUUAACCAAUUCUCGCAGGGGUUUGACAUUCUUUCAGGCCAAUUCAAAAGCAGCGCUUUAUCAAUGGCUGGACAUGGUUCAUGCAGAAGAGUUUUGAUCACCGGUCAAACUGAUGCUUACUACAGAAUACCGGCAAAUGUUGCGUCGUUUCGGCAGCUCUACGAAAUUAUCCUAUCUACACCAAAAAUUUACGAAAGUGGUGCAAAUCUUCUGAACACAACUAAAGACAGUCUUAACUACAACCUCAACUUUGGUGGUCAAGUUUUAGGCGUUGCUGGAAACGCUGGUUUAACUCAGAACUCACUUAUUGAGAAUGUCGUCAUAGACAGCGUGCAAAACGAACAAAUGAACACAUAUGUAUCGAUGAAAGCGGCAGUGAACACGGCACAGGUAACACUACAAGACCCUGAAGAUCUUGAGCCCACAACUUCUUUUAUGUCUCGCGUCAUGGAACUUCCUGACUCUGGUUUCAGCUACGAUAAAUACAUGAGCUUUGUAGCUGAUUACGGAACCCAUUAUGUAGCCUCGGGAAAACUUGGCGGAAUGUACGAAGAAACUCAAGUCUAUUCAAGGUGUUGGCUUGAUAGCAAAAGUUUUUCGGUGUACACCCCUAAAGAGUGGAGCGAGGUUCUACAGGAUUGUGCGACACAAAGUUUCUAUUACAACCUCGACCCAACGACUACGACUUUCACAGAUACAUGCAAACAUAUCGACAGCACGGGACAGGCAAAUUUUCUCACGGACGAAAUCUCCCGAAAGUUGGUUUACGUCACGGGUGGCAGCAUUGCAACGUCAUCCGAUUUGAAACUAAGCUUUGUUAAAGAAACAUGGGAUGCCUGGAUUCAAUCGGUUUCCACAGGACCAACAUUAAACACUGACUUGUUCCAUCUUCGUCCGAUUUCCGACUUAAUUUACUCCACACACAUCCCAAUUGAUCGGAAAAGAAGAGAAAUAUUAGCUGGGUUUAUCGACCAAGCUAUUGAGUUACAUCUCACACCGUACGAUGGUUACACACAGUGUGAGCCUUGUCGACCAAGAACAGAUAAAGACGGAGUUGUGAUUGACGUUUACGGGGAAGACUCUGGACUGGUUUUCUACGGCGUGCCAUACGUUACUGGUACAGGACAAGACUACAGAUGCAUGUGUGCUUAUAAUAACCCGCCAACACCAGAAAUCUGCGGUACAUCGCGUGUAAUGGGAAUAUUUGGCCUCGCUAUUCUGUGUAGUCUCGUUUCGAUGUGGGUCAAAGACAUAUUUGUAUAAUAUGAAUGCUUCACUAUACGAUUUAUUUUUUCUUAGCACAAUUUAAUGCGGAGUGUAUAUGUAUAGCUUAGUAUGAAAAGUUACUGGUAAAACAAAGACGACAUAAAUAUAUACCUUAUAAAUUAUCGCAUAUCUUUGGUGUCGGUUUUAAGUUAAAUCCUCUCUGCCACAUAUUCCUAUUGCGCAGGAUAUAUAUUAAUACAUCAAACGUUGUAUUUAAUUUGUACAUGUAUAUAAGCCUAAUCUGUCGCAGUUUCAGUAUAGUAAGAUGGGGCAAGAUGGGACAUGCUUUCAUUCUCUUUUCCUCGUUCCAUUUGGUAUAGUAAACGAUAAAUAUUUGCAAAAUUAUAACUGUUAAACCGCGGCUCUAAAAGAGCUUUUAUAACUGUUUAAACCACGACCAGGAAAAAAAAAGGGUAUUUUUGUGCUUACAGUAUUCCAUCUUAUUCCACAGUACUAUAUAUAUAUAUACUAAUCUAACAUUAUCAAAAUCCUGCACUUACAACGAUACACGGAUGCUAAGAAUGUGUUUUAGUCGCUAUAUAAUAUCAUCCGUAUACGAGCAACAGCUUUAUAUGUAAAUAUACUUUCCUUCUAAAACCAGACGCAUAUUUUGUAUUUGUGUUCAUGUUUGUGUGAAUAAACGCGACUGUUUGUUUUCUCAAGUACA